Messenger RNA from Paramuricea clavata, 483 nucleotides. The record is from the annotation of a GenBank genome assembly. NCBI's taxonomy places the organism in Eukaryota, Metazoa, Cnidaria, Anthozoa, Malacalcyonacea, Plexauridae.
AUGAAGCACUACAAAGAUUGUGAGCAGCUGUUGCUCAGCAUUGGCAAGUGCUUUGUUGUCGAAGCCUUUCUGGAAUUUUUUGACAUGGAUGAUGAGACACAGAAACCAUUAAAGAAUGCUCCAAAUUUAGAUGCAUCUAAAAGUGACGAGCAGAAGAAGAUUGACAUAAAAAAUAUACUGGACAAGUUUCUUGACCAGUAUAUUUUUGUGGCUGAAGAUGAAGAGGACCCACCUUUUGGUAGCAAUGGUGUAUGCUGUUACUCAGUGAAUGUAUUGCAGUCAUUCAUGUUAUUUGCUGAUUUUAAAGAUGCUGUCUCUUCAGGAAAUGGCGAGCAUCUAUCCACCUUGCAUAAGCAGCUACUACAUCACUUCUUCUCUGCAUCUGGUUUCAAUGACUAUGCAAUUGAGAUGCUAAUCAACAUCAGAGCCAAAUCCUCCUGUCAAAGGCUGAGGCCCAUAAAUGCAAAUGGGCAUCUACGGUGA